Messenger RNA from Opisthorchis viverrini, 3867 nucleotides. RefSeq lists its product as hypothetical. Lineage: Eukaryota; Metazoa; Platyhelminthes; Trematoda; Opisthorchiida; Opisthorchiidae. Gene Ontology annotation, biological process: regulation of GTPase activity. The record is from RefSeq and is a predicted model, not a curated record. Bases 69 to 3518 code for a protein of 1149 amino acids. The transcript has 12 exons.
CGGUGAUGAGUGAACACUCCACGAGCAUUCCGGCCGGACUUAUUCUAAUGAAUUAAAGUUUUAAUAACAUGCUCCGAUCGAAAAAGCCCACUUCGCUAAGCCAACACACCAAAGACGUAGAAAGCACCGAUACAGGAAGCACUGAAGGCAAUUCGUUUGUCGAUGUCGGGUGGGUGGGACCAAUCACGCUUCGUAAACGUGCCAAACCCGAACUGGAGAACGCGCGAUACCGGGAUAUCUCCCUCAAGUUGUCCGUUCAAGAGGUCAAAAAUGUUACACCCAAAGGAAGCAACCUUCCCGAGAUAUCUAUCGUCACUAUCAACCUAUACAGACAGGGAUCCGUGCUGGUCAAAGACAAAAAACAGCGUGGUAAAGGUCAAAACCAAUUCAUCGCUUUUGUCACCAUCCCAAUAUCGGAUCUGUCGCAGUCGUCAGAACAGCAAAAAUGGUUACCUAUGCGAUCCCCAUACGACACAUUACACAUCGUCAAUUCCAACAACUGGCAAGAAUUGGCAUGCGGCGGAAAUGCCAACGAACCAAGAAGGCUGAACUCCGUCACCGGAUCGCCCGGUGGAGCCCGGUCUCGCAAGCGUUCAAUGCCCGUAACAUGUUUUCGUCCAACGCCAUCUAAUACGGACUACUACGAGACAGAAACAAACCCCACAACAGAAAAGUUGAAAUCUUCGGGGAAAAAGAAACGAUCGUGGGUGGCAGGUCUAUCCACAACUGCGGAAGUUUCUGCUGCAAAGCAAUGUGAAACGUCCAUCGCCAAGUGCUCAUCUGCCAGUAACUCACCGACAUAUUUACUGAAGAAUAAUGUAUUUUCGCUCACGCAAUCACCCAUUCCACAGUUGAGGCUGAACAUUCUAUACGAGGCUGUCGAUGUGUUGCCGUUGGACUACUAUGAAGACUUCCAAGAACUUUUGAGGUCACAUACAAUUGACAUUCUUCGGUUUUUGGAACCAAAGUUGUCGGCAAAACAAAAGGAGGAACUAGCCAGCUGCAUUGUAAAUAUACACGAAAAAGUAUCCAAUCUCUCCGUGACUGACCUACUUGCUGACCUGGUUAGACAGGAAAUAGCUGAAAACGCGAACCAGAGCAUGUUACUACGGGCGAAUUCUAUGGCAUCCAAAGCAAUCGAAUGUUACAUCAAGUUGGUUGGCACUGAGUACCUGCACAGAAUUUUGAAGGGCCCAAUCGACCAGCUCCUGGUUUCUGUAGAAGAUUUUGAAGUAGAUCCUCAUCGCAUAAAACUUCCCGACUCCGCCGGCAUCACUGUCAUUUCUCAAAUUGAGAGAAACCAGGCUGCUCUCCUGAACCAUUUGUCGACUAUCUGGAACCGAAUUUUGGAGAAUACAAGGCGCAUUCCUUACGAACUACGUGAAAUCUUCACUACACUACGCUGUCUGUUCGAGCAAACACUGGGUCCCCAAAUCGCGAUCCAGUUGGUCUCCAGUUGUUUAUUUCUCCGAUUCAUUUGUCCAGCCAUACACGGUCCUGUACUGUUUGGGCUUACUCCUUCAAUCCCCGAAUCAGCCAGGGUAUCCCGAAACCUCACUCUCUUAGCAAAGGUAUUGCAAAAUCUGGCCAAUAUGGUCCCUUUUGAAGAGAAGGAGAUUCACAUGAAGAUUUUCAACCCGUUCAUGGAGAAAGAAAUCCCCGUCAUGCGAAAAUUUUUGGAAUCUAUUUCCUCGGCAGACCUAGAUGACGAUGAGUCCUCAUACAGUGACUGUCAUCACUACAUUGACUUAGGCUACGAGUUUGCCAAGCUGUCAUCGGUUUUAUCGAGAUACGUAAAGGAAGAGGUGGUAUUGCAAAAUCUGGCCAAUAUGGUCCCUUUUGAAGAGAAGGAGAUUCACAUGAAGAUUUUCAACCCGUUCAUGGAGAAAGAAAUCCCCGUCAUGCGAAAAUUUUUGGAAUCUAUUUCCUCGGCAGACCUAGAUGACGAUGAGUCCUCAUACAGUGACUGUCAUCACUACAUUGACUUAGGCUACGAGUUUGCCAAGCUGUCAUCGGUUUUAUCGAGAUACGUAAAGGAAGAGGUGGUUCCGGAUGAACUGUCCAGAUUGCCAGAUAUACUAAAGUUCAUACACGAACAUACUAACGACACCGUGUUAUCUUCCUGGACUCCCGAUAUGGUCUCCUGCCGCCGAUUUACAAACUAUGUUGAUGCACCUAGUCAAGAACAACCACUGUCCCAAUUCCGAAGAAAGUUCACUAGUACCGACAGUAUACUCACAAAUCCACACCUGAGCAAUUUUGACGCUAAAGAGUUUCUACAGUCCGGAUCAGUGCAGUCGUUCAAUCCAGAAUCGAGCAACAUCCCUGCGGAGGACACAGAAUCAGUGCUAUUCAGCAACGAACCGUCGGUUCCACCCAGCCCACACUUGACCAACGAUGCUAUAUCAACUGAUAUAAUCCAGCAAUACACUCAAAUACAGAAUGCAAACAGUUUCCUCUACACCUGGCCUGAAGUGGUUGAUUCACUAGCGGAACAGUCAGGUUCGAAAGUUGAGACAAUGGAACAACUGAUUUCUCAAUACAAAGAACAACUCCGUCAGCUAAACGCGUGUAUUGAACAAGUGGAAAAUAUAAGCCUGACAACGAAACCUGUGAAUGUCAAAAAGAUCUUCCAAGGUGAAGGAUUUGCACUUCCAUCCUCUCUAGGUACCGUGCCAGAAACGAGGGCAUGUAUUGGAGUUAAAAAUGGGAGUAGAGAUCAUGAAUUCCCGUGGUCACCGAUUAAUCGCUGCGGCCAGGACGGUGUGGCAAUUACUAAUGAAGGAAGUGAUUAUGAAUAUGGUGAUGAUGAAAAGGAAGUUGGUCAUGGUCACUGCCGAAGUGAACCUGUGAGGUUCUGUUCAAGCGACCGCGAGGUAGAAAGACAGAAGGUCUUGGCCGAAUCUCCUAGCUUAGAUCAGCUGUCCGAUCGGCUGCAAGAACUGAGACACCUGCUAAAGCACGAAAGACAUGAACUGGCCCAAGUAGUCGCCGAGAAAACCAUGGCCAUAAAGGAACAAGAACAAUCGAUCGAAAGAAUGGUAUCGGAAUUGGACCAGCUAAGGCGACAUCCGACACCUGGUGUUGGGCCACUGCAUCCCGUAAAUUCAUCUGCUAGAUUGUCCACACCCGGAACGAUAAGUCCAUCGUCUUCGUUUUCCUCCGGAUGCUUUGCGUCCACCCAGUCGGAUGAUCUGUCUGGCAACCCGAACGAAAGACGACCGUCCGAAUCAAACGCAUUCUGGUACCAAAAAUCUGAGUGUUCGGUUCGAAAACAUCAUAUACAGUACACGGGGAACAAACUGCGAUCACAGAGUUUUCAUUCCCACUCCUCAUCAAACCGAAUUAAACUGAAUGGUGGCUCAGAAGUGCUAGGAACAACACAGACGGGGCCAAAUCUGCUGGAUCUGAGUCGUGCCAGUGAAGGCACAGGUAUCCCUCUUGGCGAUCUCAUCAUAUCUAAACACUCUAUUCCAGUUAAAAGAAGAACUUCUGAAACAAAAUUAAUGCGCAAUUAGAACUCUGUCCAUUAAUUUGCGGCUUUAAUUUGCUUUUUUUUCUAUAUGACAGAACAGCAUCGCUUCAUCGCAUCGCCAUUGAAAACACCGCGUGAACUAUCAUUUAUUUGUCUUUCUUUUCACCCUCUGUUUUGCUGUCCAUUAUGUACAGCCCCCAACACCAAGCUUUGUAUAUUUAAACCCUCUUUCAAGCGGAACAACAGUUCAAACUGUCAUGUUUGUGUUCGUAAAAAUCCCGCUUGACCCUCCCGCAAGCCGUCUAGUGCUUACUGUGUUUGAAUGCAACACCCCUCAGUUCAUGUAUAUACCUACAUAUUUUCCAUUUUUAUGCUUAUGGCAAAAGAAUGAC